AUUACAUCGUCCAUCGCAACACACACUCUCACGAUCCAAUGGCUCGAAAAGCCAUCGCAAAAGAUGUCAUCGUCAAGCUGAUCGUCGGCGCGGGGCAAGCCUCGCCGUCCCCGCCCGUCGGUCCAGCACUUGGUUCCAAGGGCGUCAAGUCCAUGGACUUUUGCAAGGAGUUCAACGCUCGAACGGCAAACUACAUCGUAGGCACGCCGAUUCCCGCUCGCGUCACAGUCCGUCCGGACCGCUCAUUCACGUUUGAGCUGCGCAGCCCGCCCACGGCGCAUCUGCUAAUGACAGCGGCGGGCGCGAAGGUGGUCAAGAAUAAGGUCCGCGGUGCGGGCAACACGCCCGGUCCACACAAUAACAGAGAGGGCCAGACGGGCAAAGGUCCGGUCAACAACCAGUCCGGCAACGCCGGCGUGGGACACGUAGGCACGGUUACCCUCAAGCAUGUAUACGAGAUCGCGAAGAUCAAGCAGUCGGAGGAUCGCUUGAGUGGGUUAAGUCUGAAGGGGCUGGUCAAGAGCGUGAUUGCGCAGGCGGGCAGCAUGGGCAUCGCCGUGGUGCCUUAGAGAUAGGAUGGACGGUGAGGAGGCUAGGGAAAAAGCGGGAGGGAUUCGUUGGCAUGCGAGCGCAUCUUCUUUCUCAUGUUGGAACACCAGAUCUUCGACAAAAGCAUUUCAGCGGCGCAAUGAGGGUGGGAGGAAAAGAUGGAAGAUUAGAAAAGUCGGCACGAGCAUUUUGCCUACGUGUGUUUGCCUUGAUGACCCCCAAGGAAGAAGGGCACUAUUGUACAUUAUACAUGUUGUACACUAACCACUUUCCACGACGUGAAAUACCACUCUCUCCAUCAGGCCAGCAGGCCAGCGA
Molecule: messenger RNA, 867 nt
Organism: Verruconis gallopava
Lineage: Eukaryota; Fungi; Ascomycota; Dothideomycetes; Venturiales; Sympoventuriaceae
Product: ribosomal protein L11
Exons: 2
Coding region: 39-569 (176 amino acids)
Biological process (GO): translation
Cellular component (GO): mitochondrial large ribosomal subunit; ribosome
Molecular function (GO): structural constituent of ribosome; large ribosomal subunit rRNA binding
Source: RefSeq, a predicted model, not a curated record